UGACUACUUCCUGUGUGGCUACGUGCUGGUGACGUCUUCACUUCGAACACUCCCUGCUCCCAGAAGAACAGGGAGAGGGAGAAAGAUGGCGCCCACACACGUACUGAGAUGCUGUCAACGGGGUUUAGCCUGGAUCCCUGUGAUUUUUAUCGCCCUUGUCGUCUGCUGGUCCUAUUACGCUUACGUGGUGGAGCUUUGUUUAUACACCAUUACUAUGAUGGGAGAGCGGAUUGUCUACCUGAUCUUCUUCCACGUCUCUUUCGUCAUGUUUGUAUGGUCUUAUUGGAAGACCAUCUUCACCAAGCCUGCCAACCCUUCCAAAGAGUUUUGCCUGCCAAAAGCCGAGAAGGAGCGCUACGAGAAGGAGGAGAGGCCAGAGUCCCAGCAGGAGAUCCUGUGGAGAGCCGCCUCCACGCUGCCUAUGUACACUCGCACGGGCGCCGGAGCGAUCCGCUAUUGCGACCGCUGUCAAGUCAUCAAGCCAGACCGGUGUCACCACUGCUCCGCAUGUGACAUGUGUGUGCUGAAGAUGGAUCACCACUGUCCUUGGGUGAACAACUGUGUCGGCUUCUCUAACUACAAGUUCUUCAUCCUCUUCCUGGCCUACUCGCUGGUGUACUGUCUGUUCAUUGCCGCCACGGUUCUACAGUAUUUCAUAAAGUUCUGGACCCUUUGUCGUAGGAAAUCGGCAGAGAACUGCCCAAAGGUAACCCAGCCGUCCUCUAAAGCCAGGAGUUUUGCAUGCCGUCGUGAUACGCAUGCAGUGACAUGGUUCUCAUCCUUCUGUUGCCUGCGUUGCUUUAUCCUUUCCUCCUUUCUAAAAAUGACCAUCCCUGUAAAUUUGUUAUCGAUCCCCGUUUCCCUCUCCUCCCAUCUCUUCCCACAGAAUGAGCUGAAUAACUCUGCCAAAUUCCACGUCCUGUUUUUGUUUUUUGUGGCGGCCAUGUUCUGCAUCAGUAUUCUCUCCCUCUUCAGUUACCAUCUGUGGCUCGUAGGGAAGAACAGAUCCACAAUAGAGGCAUUCAGAGCGCCGGUCUUCAGAACAGGCUCGGAUAAGAACGGUUUUUCUCUGGGCUUCCGGAAGAACAUCGCUCAGGUCUUCGGCGACCAGAAGCAGUACUGGCUGCUGCCGAUCUACACCAGUCAGGGGGACGGUCUGACGUUUCCCACCCGAUUGGUCAACGCUGAUGCAGAGCAGGCCACUGUCACUCUGCAACCUGAUUCCAAUAAAUGCGUGCCAGAGGUCUCCGUGAGCCCCCUCAGUGAGUCGCAGAACCGCCUUCUGAGCAAUGAGCAGCAGGCCAACAACGCUGAAGACCACCUGGCCGAAAACGUCCUCAAAUCAGCCGAGAGUGAAACCGUCACCAUGGAGAGUGAGUCCUAACCAGGAGAAACACAUGUCAUCUAAUGUGAUGCCUUAAAAAAAACAACAACAAAAAAAAAACCAAACAGUCUUGUUCAUCACCGUGGCAACAGUCCCAAUAAGUGGAUUCCUCACGGACACAUUCAGAGAACCUUUUUGGAAACGCAGUCCACUGGCACAGGGCACCACAGUAUUGCUUUAAUAGCCUUGGCGUUUUUGCAUGCAGUGUUGGACGGACAUCUCUUAAACACGGGUUCCCCAUCACCACACUCGGCGCGGACGCAUUUCUCUCCUUUUGUUUUGCAAGUGUAUGAAGAUCUACAGGACUCUUCAGUUGAACUGUUCUUUUGUUUUUUUGUUGUUGCUGUUUUUUUUUUAAAUAUAAUUAUGUUUAUUUUUGUGCCAAAAGCCUCCACGAUGCACCUGAUCUCAGACGCGCCGAGCGCGCUGUAAAAUUUUUCAGCGUAUUUUUUUUUUUUUAAACCAACUCAUAGUGGAGAUGGAUCAUUGCUUCCCAUUCUGUGCAUCUCAUCUUUAAAAACAAAUAAUUAUAAAGCUGGAGUGAUUUUUUUUUUUUGUUUUUUUUGUUUUUUUGUUUGUUUUAUGCACCUUUUUGAGAUGGAUGUUUCUGCCACCAAAAAGCUGGACCGUUGCAGAGGACUCUACCCCACGGUUCAGUGGACUGUGCCUGUCCUCGGCAUCAAAGACUGGAGCCAGACUUUACGUGGCGAGAUAUUUGAGCACAAGAUGGCGCAUUUGCACUUCGUUGAUAUUAAUUGUCCAACAAAACAACAUUCUCUUUUCCUUCUUUUUUUUUUUUUUUUUUUUUUUACUUUAA
Messenger RNA from Gambusia affinis (western mosquitofish), 2201 nucleotides. It is a transcript of the gene zdhhc20b, whose product is annotated as zinc finger DHHC-type palmitoyltransferase 20b. Gene Ontology annotation, cellular component: endoplasmic reticulum; Golgi apparatus. Bases 86 to 1384 code for a protein of 432 amino acids. Lineage: Eukaryota; Metazoa; Chordata; Actinopteri; Cyprinodontiformes; Poeciliidae. Gene Ontology annotation, molecular function: protein-cysteine S-palmitoyltransferase activity. The record is from RefSeq and is a predicted model, not a curated record. Gene Ontology annotation, biological process: synaptic vesicle maturation; protein targeting to membrane; peptidyl-L-cysteine S-palmitoylation. The transcript is spliced from 13 exons.